AGGGCCGUAGUAACCCAUUCAUGGGGCCCGCGCGCGGCUGCAGCCGGGCUCCGUGGCGCUCGCAGCCACCGCCUCCUCUCGGCUCCGGGUCUUCCCCUUCCUUUUACAACUGAUCCUGUUGGGGAUUUUUUUUUUUUUUUUCCAAAUUGGAACGGUGGGGAGGAGCAGGGAGGGGGGAUCUGGAGGAAGGGCAGAGAUUAGGCAGCCAUCAAUUUCUUCCAGUUUCUCCCAGAACAGGUGAUGCUUCUAAAUUGUGAUCACUUUCAGGAGGCAGCGCUGCAGCUGGAAGGAUGCGAGCGACCUAGGGUGGAGGGGCUGAGGCGGCAGAUCUGAACUUACGGAGGAUAAGAACCCGAACUUUGGCUACAUCAGUCCGCACCUCUCCAGUGAAGCAAAGGACGGGUUAUCUUUUUUUUUUUUCCCCCUAAGACUCAAACUUGGGCACUUGAUCCCUUUUCUUGGAUUGCUUUGGAGGAGACGAUUUGCUGGCAACGUUGGGAACAGUCAGGACUGUGUUGCUGUAACUCUUACUUUUAAAGCGACAGUAGAGGACCAGACUUUUUAAAUGUUUGGGAUUCAAGAUACUUUAGGAAGAGGACCAGCUCUGAAAGAGAAAUCGCUGGGCGCCGAGAUGGAUUCGGUCAGGUCCUGGGUCCGGAAUGUCGGAGUGGUGGACGCUAAUGUCGCAGCGCAGAGCGGGGUCGCCCUGUCCCGGGCCCACUUUGAGAAGCAGCCUCCCUCCAACUUGAGGAAAUCCAACUUCUUUCACUUCGUCCUGGCGCUCUAUGACAGGCAGGGCCAGCCGGUGGAGAUCGAGCGGACUGCUUUCGUGGACUUUGUGGAGAAUGACAAAGAACAAGGCAACGAGAAGACCAACAAUGGCACUCACUACAAGUUACAGCUCCUCUACAGCAACGGUGUCCGCACGGAACAGGACCUCUAUGUCAGGCUCAUCGACUCGGUCACCAAGCAGCCCAUCGCGUACGAGGGACAGAAUAAGAAUCCGGAAAUGUGCCGAGUUCUCCUGACGCACGAAGUGAUGUGUAGUCGAUGCUGCGAAAAGAAAAGCUGUGGAAACCGAAAUGAGACUCCAUCGGACCCGGUCAUAAUUGACAGAUUCUUUUUAAAAUUUUUCCUCAAGUGCAAUCAGAAUUGUUUGAAAACAGCAGGAAACCCAAGGGACAUGAGACGGUUUCAGGUUGUGUUGUCAACAACAGUGAACGUGGAUGGACACGUCCUAGCUGUUUCUGACAACAUGUUUGUUCAUAACAACUCCAAACAUGGACGGAGAGCAAGAAGACUUGACCCAUCAGAAGCUACCCCCUGCAUCAAAGCCAUUAGCCCGAGUGAAGGCUGGACCACAGGAGGAGCCAUGGUCAUCAUCAUUGGGGACAACUUCUUUGAUGGUCUCCAAGUGGUGUUUGGGACCAUGCUUGUAUGGAGCGAGCUAAUAACCCCUCAUGCCAUCAGAGUACAGACUCCUCCCCGGCACAUCCCAGGCGUGGUGGAGGUGACAUUAUCUUAUAAAUCUAAACAGUUCUGCAAAGGAGCCCCAGGAAGGUUCAUUUACACAGCAUUAAAUGAACCCACCAUAGACUAUGGCUUCCAGAGACUGCAGAAGGUCAUCCCUAGGCACCCGGGAGAUCCUGAGAGAUUAGCUAAGGAAAUGCUGUUGAAAAGAGCUGCAGAUCUAGUGGAAGCUCUUUAUGGCACACCACACAAUAACCAGGACAUCAUUUUGAAGCGAGCCGCAGACAUUGCUGAAGCCCUCUACAGUGUCCCCAGGAAUCCCAGCCAGCUUCCAGCCCUCUCCAGCUCCCCAGCACACAGUGGCAUGAUGGGAAUCAACUCCUAUGGCAGCCAGCUUGGGGUCAGCAUCUCAGAGUCGACACAAGGAAAUAAUCAAGGGUACAUCCGCAACACAAGCAGCAUCUCUCCACGGGGAUACUCUUCCAGCUCCACGCCUCAACAGUCUAAUUACAGUACCUCCAGCAACAGUAUGAAUGGUUACAGCAACGUCCCCAUGGCCAACCUGGGUGUUCCAGGAUCACCAGGAUUUCUAAAUGGCUCACCCACCGGCUCUCCUUAUGGAAUCAUGUCAUCAAGUCCCACCGUCGGGUCUUCCAGCACAUCCUCCAUCCUCCCAUUUUCCUCUUCAGUUUUUCCUGCUGUCAAACAGAAGAGUGCCUUUGCCCCUGUCAUCAGGCCCCAAGGCUCCCCUUCACCUGCCUGCUCCAGCGGCAAUGGAAAUGGAUUCAGAGCCAUGACCGGACUUGUUGUACCCCCGAUGUAAAGAAGAACUGCUUUCUUAUAGCACAAAACUACUUACUCUGAUGGACCAAUAAUGAAGAAAGCGCUAUGAGCUCUUACGGGGGUGUAGUGGUGCCCCCACAUGAACACGAUGGACACCCUUGGGUCUGCAAGGAGCCGGCAUCUUACUUGGUCCCACGUCCUCCUAUAGCUCUGACGGUGGCUACACAAACUGACCCUCUUGGGGACAAGGACAAAAGGUGUCAUUGACGUAGUCAGUGCUAAGAGCAGAAAUGCAAUUCUUUGUUACGAACAUUAUGAAAACCACCUUCCUAUGUUUGUAAAAUAUUUAAGAAAAAAUUGGCAAACAAUUAAUGCUUAAUAUUUUGGAUACUAUUUGUUUUUCUUUGUAGGAAAAAAAAAGUUGAAAGUUUCUAUUUUCUAUGAAGCCUUUCAGAUACCAGUUUAGUUUAUGCAGAAAAAAAUUGAACAUAACAGGGUACCAGCAUGGAAGACUUUCUUAAAACGCAACCUGAAUUGAAUGACGAAAUGUUGUAUGUGUGUUUGCUUAUAGCUUAAUCUCUAAAAAAAAAAUGAACAAAAAAAGGGAAAAAUUUUAAAAUGUUUUACAAUUAUUUAAAUAAAUAAACGUGUAACUUAUUGUAAGUAGAGGUAGAAAUUAAGACCUUUUUUUUGGAAGAGAGAGGGAUUUCUCUUCCUGAUGUAAAAUGAAAAUGA
Macaca mulatta (Rhesus monkey) is the source of this 2988-nucleotide messenger RNA. It is a transcript of the gene EBF2, whose product is annotated as EBF transcription factor 2. The record is from RefSeq and is a predicted model, not a curated record. Lineage: Eukaryota; Metazoa; Chordata; Mammalia; Primates; Cercopithecidae. Gene Ontology annotation, biological process: regulation of DNA-templated transcription. Gene Ontology annotation, molecular function: DNA-binding transcription factor activity; DNA binding.